Molecule: messenger RNA, 906 nt
Organism: Phyllostomus discolor (pale spear-nosed bat)
Lineage: Eukaryota; Metazoa; Chordata; Mammalia; Chiroptera; Phyllostomidae
Gene: TAS2R16
Product: taste 2 receptor member 16
Exons: 1
Coding region: 1-906 (301 amino acids)
Biological process (GO): sensory perception of taste; detection of chemical stimulus involved in sensory perception of bitter taste; G protein-coupled receptor signaling pathway
Cellular component (GO): membrane
Molecular function (GO): bitter taste receptor activity; G protein-coupled receptor activity
Source: RefSeq, a predicted model, not a curated record
AUGAUACCCAGCCCACUCACUGUUUUCUUCAUGAUCAUCUAUUUGCUUGAAUCCUUGACCAUAAUUUUGCAGAGUAGCCUAAUUGUUGCAGUGCUGAGCAGAGAGUGGGUACAGGUCAAAAGACUGUCACCUGUGGACAUGAUUCUCAUCAGCCUGGGCAUCUGCCGCUUCUGUCAACAGUGGUCAUCAGUGCUAUUCAAUUUUUGCUCCUAUUUCAACCCUGGCUCUACAUAUCGGUACAUGUCAGUCUUCUGGGAAUAUACUAAUACUCUUACAUUCUGGUUAACCACCUUGCUUGCUGUCGUCUACUGUGUCAAAAUCUCUUCCUUCACCCACCCCAUCUUCCUCUGGCUGAGGUGGAGAAUUUUGAGGUUGGUUCCCUGGAUGUUGCUGGGCUCUCUGCUGAUUUCCUGCGUGACAAUCAUUUUUUCAACUGUUAGGCAUCACAGCGAGGUUCAGUUAUUCUCCAUGAUGCAGUCCCCUGGAAACAACACUGUGACUGAGAGACUGAUGACCUUUGUGAAAAAUAUGAUGAUAUCUCAGCAAAUGGUUGCGCUGGCUAUUCCUUUCUUCCUGUUCCUGGCCUCCACCGUCCUGCUCAUAGUCUCAUUGACCCAACACUUGGGGCAGAUGCAACAUCACCACACUGGCCACAGCAACUCCAGCAUGAAAGCUCACUCCACUGCCCUGAGGUUUCUUGCCUUCUUCCUCAUCGUUUUCACCUCUUACUUUCUGAGCAUAAUCUUCUGCACUAUGCACAUCCUAUGGGAAAUGAAAUCCUGGUUCUGGGCCGGGGAAACUAUCAUCUAUGCUAUAGUCUCUAUUCAUUCCACUUCACUAAUGCUGAACAGCCCUAAAUUAAAAAAGGGCUUAAAGGUAAGCUGCUGUGGCCUAGAGGCUGCAUAA